Messenger RNA from Anolis sagrei ordinatus, 3003 nucleotides. Lineage: Eukaryota; Metazoa; Chordata; Lepidosauria; Squamata; Anolidae. The record is from RefSeq and is a predicted model, not a curated record.
UUGGGGGGACUGCGCAUGCGCGCUCCCGUCGCUGAGGAAACGCCUGGCCGGGGCAGGAGAGGAAGGGGGAAGUAGGCCGCGGUGGGAGCCGGGGCCUCGCGUAGAUGUCUUCCCCGGAGGAGGCGCGGGUGGCGCCGGUGUCGGCGGCGGACCUUCCUCCGGAGUGGGAGGCGGACGAGGAGCGGAUGGCGUUCCUCUUCUCGGCCUUCAAGCAGAGCCGCGAGGUGAACGCCACCGAGUGGGACAGCAAGAUGGGCUUCUGGAGCGAGCUGGUGCUGAAGUGGGGCCGGCGCCGCCGCCUUGGAGGGGUCCGCACCUGCCUCCGGGAGCUGCAGCAGGCCUUCGAGCGGCGGGGGAGCCUCCCCCUCGGCCUCGGCACCGUCCUCCGGGAGAUGCUCAGGCGGGGCAAGUUGCAGAGGGAGUCUGACUUCAUGGCCAGCGUGGACAGCAGCUGGAUCUCUUGGGGCGUCGGGGUUUUCAUCCUGAAGCCCCUGAAGUGGACGCUCUCUAGUGUCCUUGGAGACAACAAAGUGCCGGAGGAGGAGGAAGUUCUGAUUUAUGUGGAGUUGCUUCAGGAAAAGGCGGAAGAAGUGUACCACCUCUACCAGAAUUCCACACUUUCAUCCCAUCCUGUUGUCGGCCUGUCAGAGCUGCGUUCCCUUUGCACCAGCAUCUGUCCCGAUGAAAGGACGUUCUGCCUAGUUCUGCUCCAGCUGCAGAAGGAAAAGAGGGUCACCGUUUUGGAGCAAAAUGGCAGCAAGAUCAUGAAAUUUGCUCGAGGACUUCACGCCAAAGUUUCUCCUGUGAAUGAUGUGGACAUUGGGGUCUAUCAGCUGAUGCAGAGUGAACAGCUUCUGUCACAGAAAGUGGAGUCCUUGGCCCAAGAAGCAGAGAGAUAUAAAGAGGAAGCUCGGAGUGCGUGUCGAAGUGGGAAAAAGCAGCUGGCGCUUAGAUGUUUGAAAUCCCGACGAAGAACAGAAAGACGCAUCACAGAACUUCACUCUAAACUAGAUGUGGUACAAGGCAUCCUGGAUCGGAUAUACGCCUCUCAGACAGAUCAGAUGGUAUUUAAUGCCUACCAGGCUGGAGUUGGAGCUCUCAAGCUGUCCAUGAAAGAUGUCACCGUGGAAAAAGCAGAGAACCUGGUGGAUCAGAUUCAAGAGCUUUGUGACACUCAGGAUGAAGUAGCCCAAACCUUGGCAGGAGUGGGACUCAAUGGCUCAGAAGCUGAUUCUGAGGAAUUGGAAAAGGAACUGGACAGUCUCCUCUUGGACUUCUCGAAAGAUGACCUGGACCUGCCUCCUGUUCCAGAGAAGCCAUUGCUUCAUGCGUCUGUCCUGCUUCCCAGUAUCUCAGAUGCGGAGCUUGAAGCCGAAUUGGAGAAGCUCACAUUUUCAGAUGGAGGAUUGGAACAAAAGACUCAUUCAGACCCUUCUGGGCCCAAAAGAGCUCUGGAACUGCAUCUUUAAAGACUCUGUACCACCUUAAAAGCUAUAAAGAUGUCUUAUCUUUGCUGAACAUAACUGCAAAAUAACUUGUGGAAUGUGGGAUAAUGCCCCUUCUUACUAGACAGCACUUUUGUGAGAGGCAGGAUGUACUGCCCCGACAAUCCGUCGUCCUCUUUCGUGCCGAUCCCAGCUGCCGUUGCCGUUGUCUUUUCAGUGCCAAACUACUAUGUCUCUGGUUGCGUGUGUCACCCGUGUUUGCCCUUCUCUGGCAACACAAGCUCUCCUCCUGGGAUUGUAAUGUCUCACCUGACAUCUGCCAAUUUAACAGAACUUAUUCUAGUUGUGACGGCCGUUACGGAAAAUCGGAAGUGCCGUUCACUGUUCUCCUGGCAUCCAGUUCGUGUGAGUGGUUGUGCAAAACAUUAGGUGCACCUAAGAUCCUAACUGUGGUAGCCAGCUGUCGGCAACAGAUAGACACGCGCGUCGGUGGUCUUUCUCUCCUCUCUUAUUUGUGUUUUGCACGGUCGUGGACAACUUAGGUGUGUGCCAGUUUUGACGUAGGAGACUUCUAGUCGCUGUUCCUGCACAGGGAUAGCAUCGCCAAACACAAAGUUCGACUUUCUCCCUUUUUCUUCAAAAAUUAGUAUAGCCUUAAAGGGUUCGGAAACAAAGUUAUUUUCUGUUGAUGCUUUGAAUAUGGUAAAAAUCAUUCGAUGUUGGGAAAAAAGUGCCGGUCGGCUUACCUGCAAGAAGAACGGACGCUGGGCUCUCCUGCAACAUUUAGUGCUUCCUUUCGUGCUCUCAGGGGUUCGGUCGAAGUGUAUCGGUGGUGGAUUUGCAUCCCUUGAGAAGUGCACCUGCGUUGGGAGCCCUUCAGAAAUAGCAGAGCCUUAGAUUGAUGGCUUUGCACAUUGACAACUUACCUACAGGAUGCUGCUGUUUAACUUUUGACAUGGAAAUAAAUUAAUGUUUGUGGUGGAAAAGCGAAUGGAUAACAUGCCAGAUCGGAAUAGUUUUUCAUUACCUGGGGAGUGGGGGGGAGUGCAAUUGUUUGUCCCUUUUGCAGAUCACCUGUGUACACACAUGAUAGGGCAGGCACUCAGCCUGUUUUUGAUGUCAGUUGCUUGCUUUGUGGGCAAAACACUAAGCGUCCGAGGAAACUGCAAAUUGCCUGCCAAUCAGUGCCCUGUACCGUUCUCUGAAAUACACAAAGGAUGGGAACUGGAUGUAACGAGAAGCAGUGGCUGUCUAUAAGCAUACCACUUAUUCUGUAAUGGAUUAUGUGCUCUUAGGCAUAAUGGCCUUCUCGUUCUUUGACUGAAUGAGCUUUGAUUUCGUCAGUGUAGUAGGAAAUGUUUUAUGAGGGAAAGAAAAAAGUGGCCAGAAUUGGGAGAAGGGAAAUAGCGUGUGUCUUCAGAGUGUGGUUCCCCACAAGCUCCUCCUGGGCCGCUUUACCUCUGUCUUACACAAAUGAUCGCCUCACAUGGCCUUGUGGUUGAAAAGCAGAUGAAAAGGUUGUGUUAAACAAUUUUGUGUUGUUCUUCACUUUUUUAGA